CAAGACACCGUCAAUACCACCAACACCAACACCAACACCAGCACCAACACCAACACCAACACCACAGAUGAUCGUCCGUCCAAGAGUCCUUCCCGAUGCCCGUCUCCCGCUUCGGCUGCCGGCCCUCGGUCUGGAUGAGCCUGUCGAUAUCCGCUCCAUCAGCACCGGGCGUCACCUCAUCCUCAUCACCAUCAAAAACCUCUGGUGCCCCGUGUGCCCGCACCUCCUCAACAUCCUCACCUUCCUUGGUUUCGACCAAGGACUAUCGCAGCCGAUCUCGAUCACCCCCAACGCUGCUCCCCGCAGCCUUGUCGACCCGUUUAACCAGUCUGUCCGAUCGAUUCCGGAGCGCGAGGUCGCCAGCAACCGCCAUUUGUUGACCCAGGACGCUGCCUUUCUGAUCCUGACCCCGGGUCCCCGCGACGAAGCCGUUGUGCUGAGGCAGUCCCUGGGGGGCCUAUGGAACUCCGUCCCUUUUGUUCUGGAUGACGGUCUGUGGCUCGCCGGUAUGCUGGGGCUUCGAUUCCCGAUGGGCAUUGUGCCGGCCUGCUGUCUCGUCAAGGAGGACGGAAGUCUGGAGGAAAUCCUCAUUGGUCGAGGAGAGGGAUACUAUGGCGACGACUACAUCAUGAAGUUCCUACGUCGCUCCCGCUUUGAUACCGAAAACGAUGCUCAGUACUCCAUCACCGUGACCCGGAUCAUGGCAGAGACUCUCGGCAACAAAGUUGCCCUUGGACGAUACACAUUUGCCCCGCUUCCACCAGAGCUCCUCGGCCGAGUCCUGGCGUACCUCGGCGACAGGGACCUCGUCUGCGCCGCAGCCACGAGCACAAGCUGGAGGCGGACGGCCCUCGAUGUCGUGCGCAAACGCCUGGUGGCAGCAAUCUCGGGGCUUCAGCGAGCCCUUCCAAGAAGUGCAAACGGAACGAUCACGCCCAUCAACGUCAACACAGGCUGCUUCCCAGAGGACACUGUUGAGUUUGGCGAGGGAGUCAAGAAGAUCGACCGACUUAGGGACGAGCUGAUGGAGUUGCGCGACUUUGCCAAAGCUAUGCUGGUUCAGGUUGGUCUUUGACCCCAUCCAAGAACUACCCAUGAGCUCUGCGACGUGCUGCUCAAGUCGAGGUGUAUUUGCCGCCAGAGCGUCUCCUCCGACAAGCAGCAAAUACAGGAUAAGGAUGUGGCAAGCACGACGACGCGGGGUGCUUGUCCAUAUCGAUCCAUUCCAAGCUGUCAUCAGCCCCGGAUGGCAUGGCUGUCGGGAUCUGUUGCAAAGCAUCGGUGUUACUGAUCUGGCGAUUUUUGACGUGGUACUCGCAUCUGCGGUGCACCCAAACCAUCGCAAUCUCGCCGCUUGCGCAUGCUGUUGAUGGCAGUGUACUCUUUGUACCGCAAGGACAGGCUCACACAGUUUCUUGAGUCUGGCAAGCAAAACGGGGGCUGGGGGCGGGUGACUUA
Molecule: messenger RNA, 1458 nt
Organism: Polychytrium aggregatum
Lineage: Eukaryota; Fungi; Chytridiomycota; Chytridiomycetes; Polychytriales
Exons: 3
Coding region: 68-1075 (335 amino acids)
Molecular function (GO): protein binding
Source: RefSeq, a predicted model, not a curated record